CGUUAUCCAAAAAACGCCUCCAGGCCUGAGACAUGUAGAUGGCCUGGGAAUGGCCCUCCUAAGGACACGAUGGUGUAUAACUGCUGAGGAAUGCGAGUCCACCACUGGAGGAAGAGGAAUUGCUUGCAAAAACUGAAGCCAAGGCUGUGUUCUUGGCAGAACCACCUCAAGAUCUAGGCAUCGCAAUGCUGCUCCAACUCCAACAGGCCGCGACGGUCCCUGGGCGUCCUUCUUGUCCCUUCUCCCCUCCAAAUGGGCUGAGGACGAGGAGAGGAGGAAUUCCACGCGGGAAACCAUCCACUGCUACUGUUCUGUGUCCACGAGCCGCGCUUCCUUCAAGAACCCAAAGGAUAAUGGAAAAGAUUUCUUCGAAUGAUGAUGUAGGUGGAGCUGGGGGAGCUAGCUCAUACAAUGCUUUGAAGAGAUUGGAUCAAUUAUGGUCAAGUAUUUGUGCUGCUCCACUAGACACAGGAGAAGUUCCUGAAGUUGUAUCUCGAAUUUUUAGUUCAUCCAGGCAAUUUGAUGAGGAUAACAGCCUUAACUGUGGGUUUGAUGUAUUGGUUUGUGGUGGCACUUUAGGUAUCUUUGUUGCCACAACACUCAUUUCCAAAGGCUUGCGAGUUGGGAUUGUCGAAAGGAACCUGCUCAAGGGGAGAGAACAGGAGUGGAACAUCUCGAGAAAAGAGCUUAUGGAACUUGUUCAAGUUGGCAUUCUGUCAGAAGAAGAAAUUGAAGAGAUUAUUGCAAUUACAUUCAACCCUAAUAGAUGUGGAUUUGAGAAGAAAGGUGAUAUCUGGGUGAAGGAUAUUCUUAAUCUUGGAGUUUCGCCAGCUAAGCUUUUGGAGAUUAUGAAGAAACGUUUUGUUUCCUUAGGUGGAAUAGUUUUUGAGGGCAAAUGUUUGUCUAGUAUACGCAUUUAUAAUGAUGCAGCGGUUUUGCAGUUUGCUGACGGCGAUGUUUUGUCAUCACGUCUGGUUGUUGAUUCAAUGGGUAAUUUCUCUCCUGUGGUGAAACAGAUAAGAUCUGGCAGAAAGCCGGAUGGGGUGUGCCUUGUUGUUGGCACUUGCUCUCGUGGUUUCAGUGAGAACUCAUCAAGUGAUAUUAUUUUCAGUAGUUCAUCCGCGAAGAAGGUUCGAGAUUCAGAAGUACAAUACUUUUGGGAGGCUUUUCCUUCUGGUUCUGGUCCUACAGAUCGGACAACUUACUUGUUCACUUAUACUGAUGCACAUCUAGGGGCACCAAAGUUGGAAGAGCUACUAGAGGACUAUUGGGAUCUUUUACCAGCUUAUCAGGGUGUAUCUCUUGACCAGUUGGAAAUAUUAAGAGUCAUCUUUGGUAUCUUCCCUACUUAUCGAGACAGCCCACUGCCUGCAGCAUUUGAUCGUAUCAUACAGGUUGGUGAUGCCAGUGGUAUCCAAUCACCUGUUUCUUUUGGAGGUUUUGGGAGCAUGACAAGACACCUAAGUCGGCUGUCGACAGGUAUAUACGAAGCGGUCAUGGGAAAUUUCCUUGAUGCUUAUUCCUUGGGCUUGCUAAACCCUUAUAUGCCAAAUUUAAGUGCAUCAUGGUUGUUUCAAAGAGCAAUGUCAGCCAAGUCAGAUACUGACGUAUCAUCAACUUUUAUUAAUGAGCUUCUUUAUGUAAACUUCCAAGCUAUGCAGAGGCUUGGGGAUUCAGUGCUUCGGCCAUUUCUCCAGGAUGUGAUACAAUUUGGGCCUCUUGUGAAGACCUUGGGUUCAGUGAUGUUAAACCAACCACAAAUUUUGCCUUCAAUAUUCAAACAGGUUGGAGUUGGCGUUAUUCUUGGCUGGUCUGUGCAUUUUGUAAUGCUCGGUCACUACACAUUUCUUUCAUGCUAUGUUGGUCCUGUUAUUAGACCAUGGAUGGAAUUUCUUCCACAAAAGAAGAAAUAUGAAUGGAAUCGGCAUUUGGAAGCAUGGAAGUAUGGAGCUGGCUUAGAUUACAAAGAAAUGAAGUAAACAGCUUAAAGCAGAGAAUUUUUAUAUGAUAUUCAUAGUUAAUCACUUAACUCCGGAUCAUAUGUUUCUGUAGACAUUGUUUUCUUAGCCCACAUUUGGGCAAUGAAUACUCCACACCAUGUCAUAACCGAUCUGUGAUAGAGAAUAUCUUCAAUCUAUUUAGCACGUUGACCAAUAUGUCAUGUAAUAUGGCAUUUGAAAUUGUAGCCUUUGUUGUUUUUAAUAAAGAAUAAGCGAUCAGAAUAA
This is a messenger RNA of Phoenix dactylifera (date palm), 2225 nucleotides long. RefSeq names its product Lycopene beta/epsilon cyclase protein. NCBI's taxonomy places the organism in Eukaryota, Viridiplantae, Streptophyta, Magnoliopsida, Arecales, Arecaceae. The record is from RefSeq and is a predicted model, not a curated record.